AGUCCGCCCUCUGGGGGACCAAAAGCGCCACCCAACGCUCUGCAACAACCUAGUGGUAACCCUCUACCAUCUCCUCCCAGCUCCGCCUCUCCGCCCGAAUUCCAGUCGGCGGGCGCGUCUGAAGCUCUGCUCUGUCGUUCGCAAUUCGUCAUAGCCGGCUGCGAAACACCGUCAUGUCCGCCAGCUCGAACCCACCGGCCGCCGCCCCCAAGUCAGCCAACACAGCGGCCCAGCUCUCCCCGGUACAGUCGCAAGGGAGCCCCUCCGGCUCUGCCGACAAUUACGGUCAACGCCGCAGUGGCGGUUCUGGCAGCUUUGGUGCGGGGGCGGCGUCGCGAGCUUACCCCUCGCCACGGAAUAACCAGGCCUCGAAGAAAAAGCACAAGGGCGUCAGAAAAUACGGGGCUGCGGACGAAGAUGCAAUUGCGGAGGCCGUCGCCAUGCGCUCCACUAACAGCCGGAAGGGUCAGACUUCCAUUACUCACCUGAUGAACUUCAGCCUGCCGCCUCGCCCUCAAUCCCAUGGACACGGCUCGGGCCGGAGCUACCGGAGAAAUCCCACUUGGGGCUUGGGGUCUGGCUAUCAUGCAAUCGACAAAGCGAGAUAUGUCCAUGCGAAUUACCGGUUUAUCGUUGAUCCUCGCGCCGACUACCAAGCGCAGAGCGCCGACGCCGACGUCCACUUGGAUUGGAACAACGUCCUGCAGAUUCUAGCUUCUGCCCAAUCACAGUCCGCUUCAUGUCCGAUAUGUCUUGGGACUCCGGUUGCGCCCCGAAUGGCCAGAUGUGGCCAUAUUUUCUGUUUGCCGUGUCUGCUUCGCUUUAUGCAAUCUGAAAGCGAGCCUCCCAAGGUGCCGGAGAAGAAAGCAAGGUUUAAAAAAUGUCCGAUUUGUGAGGACAACAUCUACACAUCUGAAACAAGGCCGGUUAGAUGGUUCAUGGGGCAAGAGGGCGAGCCACCAAGGGAAGGCGGAGACGUCGUCCUUCGGCUCGUCACACGCCCAGCCGGCAGCACAUUGGCUUUGCCCAAAGACGGCGCUGAUGCUCUGGGCAGAGAUGGAGAUAUUCCUUGGUACCUGGCGGCUGAAGUCAUGGAUUACGCGCGCGUCAUGAAGGGCAGUGAGGACUACAUGCUCGAGCAAUUGGAAAAUGACAUUCAGGAAGUGGAUAGGCAGGGCAAGGAGGACGAGCUGAUGUUCGGAGAGGACAAUGCUGAGUGGACCCGCAAAGCCAUAAAAAUGAUUCGCGAAGCCAAAGAGAAGGUCAAAGGCAUCGGCAACCCUCCCCCGGUAACGAAACCACUCGAUGGGAAGUCAAAGAAGCCUGACGUUGUGGAAGAGUCUGGUCAGGCGGCGGCCGAAGCGGACACUAACCAAACUGACAAUACCACCUCGAGCGCCCCUGCAUUGGAGCCUAUUCAAACCUCGGAACAGGCUGAUGGGCUUCCUGCUGAAAUGCAGCAACCGGCGCUAAGCAAUUUGUCAACUUCCAUUGCCGAGUUCCGGAGCAAACAGCAUGAACAUCAAACGCCAUCGGAAUAUUUCUUCUAUCAAGCACUUCUCCAUUAUUACCUUUCGCCUUUGGACAUCCGCAUUCUAAAGGCAGCUUUCGGUAGUUUUGCCUCAUUCCCUUCGACGAUUCUUCCGAGAGUAGAGCGGGUCUCGACUGGUCAUGUUGUUGAUGAUGAAUUGCGAAAGCGUACCAAAUACCUGGCACAUCUGCCAUACGGAUGCGAAAUUGGCUUUCUUGAAUGCGAUUGGACCGACACCGUAACACCGGAGAUCUUAGAGACAUUCAAACCAGAAAUCGAGCGCAGGCGUAAGAGGAAUCAAGACAAGGAGGCUAGAGAGGAGAAGGCACGAAUCAGAGCCGAGAAGGAGGAAGACCAGAAGGUAUAUGCUCAGGCACGGCGGAAGAGGCCGAGCAUCUCAAUCAACCGAUUUCACGCCGAUGAGUUCCAGCCGUUAGCACCUCCGGAGUCCGCCGAAAAUGCGGACUCCCUAGAUGCCGACCACGCUUCAACGUCGCCUCCUUAUCCUCGGAGACAGGGCUCUGCUUUCGCCUCUCUUGCGUCACCGUCGACGAGUCCAAAUGCUCCUCGGACGGUAUGGGGGACUACAGCCAUCCACUCUACGUCGCCUCCGUUACUUGCCCAGGACCAUGGUCCUGCCGAUGAUGGAUGGCUGCAGGGCUGGGAGAAAGAUCUUUUGGGAGAGGAAGAAUUGAUGGCGCAGGUGCAGGCCAUGUCUCUCGGGAAUGGAGAAGGCUCCUCCAGCGCAGCGGCGAGCGGAGCAGCGAGUGGAGGAGGAGGAGGAAGUGGAGGCGGCGCCAAGAAGAAAAAGAAGAAGAUCACCUUGAUGAGCACUACAGCACGUAGGGGAGCGUGAUAUAUAUCGGGGUUGUGAUUGGCUGGCGCAUCUGGAAGUACCUGCAGGAUUGGGACAGGGGUCGGCAUGCUUUGCUUAUACUCGUAGUGAACAACGGCAUUGAUGCGCAAGGCGCGAUUUGAAUAGCGUACUGAGCGGUGUACUUUGUCUUUCGUCGCACGGAAGUGUUCAGUCAAACAAAGGUGGUCGGGU
Molecule: messenger RNA, 2579 nt
Organism: Aplosporella prunicola CBS 121167
Lineage: Eukaryota; Fungi; Ascomycota; Dothideomycetes; Botryosphaeriales; Aplosporellaceae
Exons: 3
Coding region: 174-2387 (737 amino acids)
Biological process (GO): positive regulation of transcription by RNA polymerase II
Molecular function (GO): metal ion binding; transcription cis-regulatory region binding
Source: RefSeq, a predicted model, not a curated record